This is a messenger RNA of Microtus oregoni (creeping vole), 531 nucleotides long. RefSeq names its product oocyte-secreted protein 3-like. The coding region runs from base 1 to 531 and encodes 176 amino acids. The record is from RefSeq and is a predicted model, not a curated record. The transcript is spliced from 5 exons. NCBI's taxonomy places the organism in Eukaryota, Metazoa, Chordata, Mammalia, Rodentia, Cricetidae.
AUGAAGGCUUUUGUUAUAUCAGGACUGCUGCUGCUGCUCAUAUCUGGAAUGUGGAGGUGUUCUGGGCAAGAGCCAGUAUUGGUGGAGUGCAAUUAUCUGAAUCUUCGUGUUGUAGCUAAAAGGGCGCUGUUUUAUCCAUAUGAGCGUGUAGGCCCUGAUGAAUUAUUUCUAGGGACGAACUGCAGAGUGACUUUUGUGCGACCAGAUGAAUUUGAGUUUAAUAUUCCUAUCCAGAACUGUGGGAUUGUUAUAGAGACAGUAGUUGAUAGAACUAUCUUUUAUUCCUGGCUCACCUAUAAACCCAAGAAUUUACAUAUUUCUGCUGAGCUUCCGCUGCAGUGUGUGGUUCCCAGUUCUUAUGCCAUGGAUGACCUAGAAAUGCCCCUUCCUGCUCAAGUCUGGUUCCUGAAAAGGCAGAUAAUCUGCACUUCUUGUAACUAUCUCCACUUACAAGAUAACUGGUCAACACCCUUUUAUGGAGCAAGAAAUCAUUCUCGUCAAAGACCUUUUCAUUCAUCCUUUCACCGUUGA